UGCUCACGCGUACCGUCCUCCCAUUACUGCUCACGCGUACAGUCCCCUCUUCUCCUUCUCUCUCUGUAUUGCGCGCAGGAACACAAAAAUCCACGCUCGAUUGGCGGAGCAAUACCGGGCGUGAAAUCCGUCAGCUUUAAUUCAAUUCGCUUUUGUUUGCUAGGUCUGUGAAAGGAAAAAUAUGUCAGGCAUGGAGGAAGUCAAAAAUCAAGCUGUCGGGGACACCGAAAAAUCCUUGCCAUCGUCCCAACAAGAGGAGGAAGUUAUUAAGAAAAAAUACGGAGGUAUUGUGCCAAAAAAGCCGCCACUAAUUUCUAAGGAUCAUGAACGAGCUUACUUUGACUCUGCUGAUUGGGCUUUGGGAAAGCAAGGUGUGGAGAAGCCUAAAGGACCACUAGAGGCACUUAGGCCGAAAUUACAGCCAACACAACAACAGACACGAUACCGCAAGUCCCCGUGCGCUCCAUCAGAAAGUGAAGAUGGAGCCAAUGCCUCCACAGAGGAUGCAACUACAAAUGAAUGAGAACCAUAGAGAUGUCCUUGUUCUUACCUGGGUGGUUUAUUGUUGGCCACAUUGUUGAAAUUGAGUAACCUUAUGUUGUUUCAGAAAUAAUAUAUGAUUUUCUGCGGAUGUACCUGUGUUGCUAUAUCUUUCGGAGUUUGAACAUCACCCAAUCUUGUUCUUUAUGUAGGAUAUUUUUUUACCCUACCAUUAAAUGAGAAAUGAACUUGUUAUGAUUUCCA
Molecule: messenger RNA, 744 nt
Organism: Coffea eugenioides
Lineage: Eukaryota; Viridiplantae; Streptophyta; Magnoliopsida; Gentianales; Rubiaceae
Exons: 7
Coding region: 182-523 (113 amino acids)
Cellular component (GO): cytoplasm
Molecular function (GO): protein phosphatase inhibitor activity
Source: RefSeq, a predicted model, not a curated record